Drosophila bipectinata is the source of this 1033-nucleotide messenger RNA. RefSeq lists its product as uncharacterized. The record is from RefSeq and is a predicted model, not a curated record. Lineage: Eukaryota; Metazoa; Arthropoda; Insecta; Diptera; Drosophilidae.
UGGAACUAUCAAUUUUAGUCACAGAUUCAUAAAAAGCAGACAAAAUUUGUUGUAAAUAUACAUUUUUGGUCAACCCAAAAAAACUAAAAAACAAAAAAAAAACUUCUUGGCAAGAUGAUGCUGUCAACCUAUCAGCAUGACUAUGUGCCACCCAGUGCCAAACGGUAUGAGUUCCUCACACGUGCCAAAGGUCUCGAGGGUCACGACGGGCCCAAGGUAAUUGAAUGCCAAUGCGCUGAUGAGUCCAAGAUCAACAUGCCGCCAGCUGCCUCAAAGGACUGCAGCGGUGUGGAGUGGACGGGCAUUGCGCCCAUGGGAAAGCUAGUCGAUCCACGGCUCAUACCCACCCAACUGACCCAGGACCAGGUCGAGAAGAUGGCCUUUUCGGCGGAAACUGACUGCUUCAAGCUCCAGCCGAACCGUUUCCUCAAAAUCCUGCGCACCGUCUACCCCGAUCUGUACGAGCGGUUGAAAGUGCUGCCCAAGGAUGAACUGAGCCGGAGGCUGGAGAAGAACCGAAUGUUCACCACCUAUCAGAUCGAUUACUGCAACAUGAACGAGUACCCGGAGGGCAUAUACGAGAGUCUGAAGACUGAGGAUGAGUCCUCCAAGCAGAACUCGAACAAACUGAUGAGCGAGCGCGGACCAUGCUCCGAGUUCCGGGACAAUGUCAUGAACGAAUUGGAACGUGAGUCCUCCACCGGGUACGACGUGUCCCGGGACGAGUGCGAGAAGUCAUACAAGCCGUUUAAGACCACCUUCGCUGACUCCUCCUCCUUCGUCGACUCGGGCAGCAACUCGCACUGGAAUGCCGCCCCAACGACAUACCGCAAGAUGCCGAACUUUAGCGAGUAUAUGGAUUCGAUUAGCCGGAAUGGUUGUGUCAUUAUGCGCAACAAGCUGCACGAUCAUUCCAAGUGCUUGGCCAAGUACUGUAAGCACGAUCUCAAGUUCACUUGUGCGGAAAUGAAGUGAUUCCUUUGAAUGUAAUAGUCGUGUGCUUUUUGGUUUGAAUUACAUUUUGGUAGCGUAA